UGACGUCACCCGAAGUCCUGUAGCUCUCAGGAUCCAGCAUCUAGCAGCAUUCUAGCCUGAGCAGAGCUUGACAACCCGCAGAAAGCCGCCGGCAGAUCGCUCGUCUCAUUGUCACACCAUGGCUGUCCCCCUGUCUGACAGCGAUAAGAGGAAGCAGAUCAGUGUGCGGGGUAUCGCAGGGCUCGGCGAUGUGUCCGAGGUCAGGAAGAGCUUCAACCGGCAUCUGCACUUCACCUUAGUGAAAGAUCGGAAUGUGUCCACUCCGAGGGACUAUUACUUCGCCCUGGCACACACUGUCAGGGAUCACCUGGUGGGCAGAUGGAUCAGGACCCAGCAGUAUUACUACGAGAAGGAUCCAAAGCGUAUUUAUUACCUUUCUCUGGAAUUCUACAUGGGACGCACAUUGCAGAACACUAUGCUGAAUUUAGGUCUUCAACACGCCUGUGAUGAAGCGAUAUAUCAGCUGGGCCUGGAUAUGGAGGAACUGGAGGAGAUAGAAGAGGACGCAGGUCUCGGCAAUGGUGGACUGGGACGCUUGGCAGCUUGUUUCCUUGAUUCAAUGGCUACUCUGGGUCUGGCUGCUUACGGCUAUGGGAUCCGAUAUGAAUUUGGGAUAUUCAAUCAAAGGAUUAUAAAUGGAUGGCAGGUGGAGGAAGCUGAUGACUGGCUUCGAUACGGGAACCCCUGGGAGAAGGCUCGUCCUGAGUACAUGCUUCCUGUACAUUUCUUCGGCAAAGUGGAGCACACUGCUGAAGGUGCUAAAUGGGUGGAUACACAGAUAGUGCUUGCGAUGCCUUAUGACACUCCCGUUCCUGGCUAUAAAAACAACACUGUGAACACCAUGAGGCUUUGGUCAGCAAAGGCACCAAAUGAUUUCAACCUACAAGAGUUUAAUGUUGGUGACUACAUUGAGGCUGUGUUGGACAGAAAUCUGGCUGAAAACAUCUCCCGAGUUCUCUACCCCAAUGAUAAUUUCUUUGAAGGCAAGGAGCUGCGGCUGAAGCAAGAGUACUUUGUGGUAGCUGCUACUCUCCAAGAUAUCAUCAGACGAUUCAAGUCGUCCAAGUUUGGAUGCCGGGAUCCAGUGAGAACUUGCUUUGACACUUUCCCCGAUAAGGUUGCCAUUCAGCUAAAUGACACCCAUCCCGCUCUCGCUAUUCCUGAGCUCAUGAGGAUCUUUGUUGAUGUGGAGGGAAUGGAGUGGGAUAAGGCCUGGGACAUUACAAAGAGGACCUGUGCUUACACCAAUCACACAGUACUGCCUGAAGCGCUGGAACGCUGGCCAGUUGAUAUGUUUCAGAAACUGCUACCUCGGCAUCUGGAGCUCAUCUAUGAAAUUAACCAGAAACACUUGGAUGAAGUGAGAGCUCUAUAUCCUAGCGAUUUGGAUCGGCUGAGGAGGAUGUCAAUCAUUGAAGAAGGAGACUGCAAGAGGAUAAACAUGGCUCACCUGUGUGUGAUUGGCUCUCAUGCUGUCAAUGGCGUGGCGAGGAUCCACUCAGAGAUAGUAAAGCAUUCAGUCUUUAAAGACUUCUUUGAUAUGGAACCACCGAAAUUCCAGAACAAGACAAAUGGCAUUACUCCAAGGAGGUGGUUAAUGCUGUGCAAUCCAGGCCUGGCUGAUAUAAUCGCCGAGAAAAUUGGGGAAGAUUUUGUAACUGACCUGAGCCAACUAAAGAAACUGUUGGAUUUUGUGGAUGAUGAGAGCUUUGUACAUGAUAUUGCUAAAGUCAAGCAGGAAAACAAGCUUAAAUUUUCAGCUUAUUUGGAGAGUGAAUACAAAGUAAAAAUUAAUCCUUCUUCGUUGUUUGAUGUACAAGUGAAGAGAAUCCAUGAAUACAAGAGGCAGCUCCUGAACUGUUUACAUAUCAUCACUUUGUACAAUCGAAUCAAGAAAGAUCCAUCCAAAACAUUUGUGCCAAGAACAGUAAUGAUUGGAGGAAAGGCGGCUCCUGGCUAUCAUAUGGCAAAAAUGAUCAUCAAAUUAAUCACCGCUGUGGGAAAUGUUGUCAACAAUGAUCCUAUAGUCGGUGACAGACUUAAAGUCAUAUACCUGGAGAACUACCGAGUGUCCCUGGCCGAGAAAGUGAUCCCAGCUUCUGACCUGUCUCAGCAGAUCUCCACAGCAGGCACAGAGGCCUCCGGCACUGGAAACAUGAAGUUCAUGCUGAACGGAGCUCUGACCAUUGGAACGAUGGACGGUGCAAAUGUGGAGAUGGCAGAAGAGGCCGGAGAGGACAAUCUAUUUAUCUUUGGCAUGAGAGUGGACGAUGUGGAAGCACUUGACAAGAAAGGAUACAAUGCAAAAGAAUACUACGAUAGAAUCCCAGAGCUUCGGGAAGCGAUCAGUCAGAUCAGAGAUGGCCGCUUUUCCCCCACUGAACCAGAUCUGUUCAAGGAUAUCGUCAAUAUGUUAAUGAAUCAUGACAGGUUCAAGGUGUUUGCAGAUUAUGAAGCUUACAUGAAAAGCCAAGCGAAAGUGGACCAAUUAUACAUGAAUCUCAGGGAAUGGACCAAGAAAGUCAUCAAGAACAUUGCUUGCUCUGGCAAGUUCUCCAGUGAUAGAACAAUAAGUGAAUAUGCCACUGAAAUCUGGGGGGUGGAACCAUCCGCUGUGAAGAUUCCUCCACCCAACAUACCCAGGGAAUAGAUAUAUGGAGGUGCAUGUGCUCACUGUUCUCCGCUGGUAGUUUGGUUGGCUCAGGAUUAGUGUUUGUUCACCAGUUGUGAUUGCUUUUCCCAUCAGAGCUUAGCCUUGCUAUUGGGAAAACAUCCUGAUUGCAUUAUUCAACACUGACUCUCUGCAGUUGUGCUGCUCACAAUAUUUGGGUUUGAUCUACAUUCUGGGCCUGGCUAUGUAACUAGGCCAGUGGCAAGACAGUACUGAGGUCAUCUACUGAAGUCAUAGGCAGUGCUUCCAUAAUAUGUUAACUAAGGAAGCAAGGGCAGUCUCUGCAGUUUCUUUCAUAGAGAACACAACCCAUAUUCAUGUUAGGUCAUACAGGAUUGAACCACUUGCAGUCCACUGAAUAAUAAUUAACCAUAGCCAGUAAUUGUGCUCAUUCUGUACACUGUUUUAUAACUUGUUUCUUUUUUUUGUCCUGUAUGAACAAAUAGGAAACACACGUGAGAUGGUUCUUCUGCAUUUCACAUUGACUCCAUGUAGUACAGCUGUAUCAUAAUGUUUUAGUCAAAUAGCACUAAUAGUUUUAUUUUAUUCAGUUUUUAGCUUAUGAACAUCUUUAGGCUUUUAUCAGUGAGGGAAUGUAGAGAGUCGAGGCAUUGUGCAGAAUGCAGUGACCCAUGAAUCCAAUCACAUUGCAGUCUGCUUUAGUCCCAUUAUACGUCAUUUCUGAUAUGUUGCUAGUGAUUACUGCACUGUUGCCCAUCAUCGCUACUCUUUGCACUACUUUAUUGAAUAAGCCUGCGUGUCAGAAAAAGCAUAAGUGACAAUGGGGACAUUUUGGUCAUACAAGGCUUAUUCACAAAGGGCAUUUUCCCCAUGCAGAGUAGAUAUGUGACCUUAAAUGGUAAGGAAUAAAGUACCCUCUAAGGAAAGAAUGGUGCAUAGAGUAUGUGUUGCCUUGACAUAAGCCAUUAGGAAAGGCUCAUUUAGAGUGUCUUAUAAAGUUUUAAAUACUGUAAUAAAAGCAAUCUAGUAGCUGCAAAAUAGUGACACAGAGCAAACACUUUCCAACACUGCGGUGGACCAUCUGUAGGAAUGUGGCCGUCAUAUCCUUGCUCUCCGCACAACCUGGUGAAGGGAACAUCGAGCAAGCUUGGCGUGAAACUUUGUAAAUCAUGUGUUUGUCUUUGCAAAGAUGCCGUCGCUUUAGCAUUUGUGUGUGUGUUAUUCCAAAGUACUGUAUUUCUAACUAAAGGUUUGCACGUUAUAACUCCACCUUCGUGUUUGUGGGUCUUAUUCCUUUAAUAAAACUACUAUCUACUCUCA
Molecule: messenger RNA, 3952 nt
Organism: Nanorana parkeri
Lineage: Eukaryota; Metazoa; Chordata; Amphibia; Anura; Dicroglossidae
Gene: PYGB
Product: phosphorylase, glycogen; brain
Exons: 20
Coding region: 119-2650 (843 amino acids)
Biological process (GO): glycogen catabolic process
Cellular component (GO): cytoplasm
Molecular function (GO): pyridoxal phosphate binding; glycogen phosphorylase activity
Source: RefSeq, a predicted model, not a curated record